Molecule: messenger RNA, 240 nt
Organism: Microthlaspi erraticum
Lineage: Eukaryota; Viridiplantae; Streptophyta; Magnoliopsida; Brassicales; Brassicaceae
Source: the annotation of a GenBank genome assembly
AUGGAAAAGGAUUCACAAGUCCUUGACCCUAUAAAGGCGAUCCCACUUCGCCACAUACCACCUCAAAGAGACCUCUUGGACGAACAAGAGAUGUCAAGCCCUCAAGCACCACCACCUUCUUGGGAUAGUCCUCCAAGACUAUCUCCCUUGAAGUCCAAGAAGAACUUCUUCCCUACCUUGAAGCAGCCGACCUGGAGACGUCUAGCCAAGCCGCAUCUUACAGAGAAGAACACCUUCUAG